AUGCAAGCCAGCACCUGGUGGGAACAUAAUAAGUUAGAUGAGGAUGCUACAAGGGAAAUCGUCUUCUGGAAGGACAACUUUGAAAUAUGUCAUGGCCAACCAAUCUGGCUGGCCAACCCAAAACCAGAGAUCCUCACCUACUCUGAUGCAAGUAAUACCGGCUGGGGAGGCUACAGUGUUGAGCUGGGUGGUAGGAUUGCCAAGGGAAAUUGGUCACCAGAUGAAGAACUCAAAAGCUCGACAUGGAGGGAAUUACGGGCCACCCAUCUCCUAUUAGCAUCUUUCCUUCCAGAAAUCCAAGGAAAAGAUGUGCGGCAUAGGACCGAUAACAAGAAUGUGGAGUCAAUACUGCAGAUUGGUAGCCGAAAUCGAGAGCUGCAUGAUGAAGCAGUGGCACUAUACCAGCUGUGUCACCAAUUUGGUGUGCGCUUGCAGGCCGAGUGGAUUCCACGAGAAUUUAACAGCGAGGCUGACCAGCUGUCACGUGAAACAGACAUUGAUGACUAUAUGCUUAAUCCAACUUACUUUGCUGCAUUGGACAUAUUGUGGGGACCACACACAGUGGACAGAUUUUCUUCAUUUCGCACACGACAAGUCCCCAGAUUUUGCAGUCGAUAUCUCAAUCCAUUGACAGAGCAUGUGGACGCAUUUACAGUGAGUUGGUCAGGUGAGAUUAACUGGAUUUUCCCACCCCCAUAUCUUAUUCCAAAAGUUCUCCAACACAUGAAGUAUGGGGGCGAAGAUGGUACCUUGAUUGUUCCCCUUUGGUCCUCUGCCCCUUGGUGGCCACUUCUAACCACUGAUGGUCACUAUCCUCAACCUUGGAUCCUUGACUGGAUGGACCUCCCUCUUAGGGACGACAUGUUUAUCCCCGCAGUGGCUGAGAGUUGCCUAUUUGGGUUCGGAAUACCAUCAUACCGGGUAUUAGCUCUAAAGAUCUGUUUCAGUCAAUCCAUCUUGAUUAAAGAUUAUGCCGACAUUCGACCUUUUUUGUAAAACUGAGCAGCACAGACUCAUUAGCCUGGGAGACAGAUCACUUCUUAGCCUGUGAGAGGCAUUGAAUAAGGAGUAAGCCUGUGAGAGGCAUUGCAUGAGGAGUUAGCCUGUGAGAGGCAUUGCAUGAGGAGUUAGCCUGUGAGAGGCAUUACAACAUAGAGCAUGACCUGUGAGAGGUAUUGCAACUUAACCUGCGAGAAGCAUUGCACAUGGAGCAUGGCCUGUGAGAGGUAUUGCAUGCUGGCCUGCGAAAACACUUUGGUGUUCAGAACAUGGUUGGGGCAGUAGAUGUCAGAUCGCCUGUGAGUGGCAUUUCUCAGCGUAGUCGGUAAGAACAUAACAGUUCAUAACACAACUCUCCCUAUAUUAUAGGUCAUGUAUCCAGGAAAAAUGCCGAAUCGAGAAAAGGAAAAAUGUGGAAAGGUAUAUGCCUAAAAGACCCAGAGUUGCGUUCGUUAGCAGGUGACAUACCAGGAAUUCUCCUACGUGAUCGAGCCCCUCGAACAGUGCGUAAAUAUCAGGAUUCCUUCCAACGUUGGCAUACCUGGGCAGAAAGCAAAGAUCUCUGUUCUCUACCCGCAACUGGUCAAGAGAUAGCUCUGUAUGUGGCAUUCCUUUUACGAACAGCUAGGACAAUGUCCACUAUUCAUUCGGCAGUAUAUGCGAUUGCUUGGGCACAUAAGAAGGCGGGAAAGAAAUCCCCAACAGAACACACACUGGUUAAGCAGAUGAUUGAAGCUAGUCGGCGAAUUGUGGGGCUGAAACCUGUGAAUAGGAAACAGCCACUGGAGGCCAAACAUGUGAAAGCUAUCAUUGUUAAGUUUGGUGACGGGAAUCUGGGACAGCUGCAGAUAGCAACAUUAAUCACUUUGGGAUUUAGUGCAUUUCUGAGAUGGGAUGACUUGUCUAAGUUAGAGAGGCAAGACAUUGCAAUGGAAAAUGAUCACAUGAAAAUAUUUCUGGUCAAGCGGAAGAAUGACCAGUACCGGGAAGGAUCUUGGAUUCUUGUUGCCCGCUCAGGCAAAAUAUCAUGUCCAGUUAAGUUGCUUGAGAAAUUUCUACGAAUGGGGAAACACAGCCAACAGGAUAAACUGUUCAGAAAGAUUUCUCACACAUCUAAUGGAAUGCAACUGAGAAAAUCCCCCUUGAGUUACAGCAGAGCUCUGGAACUAUUCAAGAUGCAGAUAUCUAGUAUUGGUUUGAAUCCAUCUGCUUAUGGCUUACACAGCUUACGUUCUGGUGGUACAUCCGAAGCAGCCGCCUGGGGUAUACCUGAUCGUCUGAUCCAGCGACAUGGGGGAUGGAGAUCUGAGAAAUCUAUGAACAUGUACAUUAAAGAGACACAUAACACCCUAUUACGAGUUUCACAGAGCUUAGGCUUAUGAAGGAUAUAGUACGAACGAUAUAGUAAGAACGGUAGUCAAACCACUAUGCUUUUAACUUGCGGUGGCAGAACAAAUGGCAACCCAGUGUGAGAAUUUGAGUUUCUCGCUGUCUGAGUUUACGAAAUAAGCGAGAAACGGGUUUCUCAUGCUGGGGUGCCCUGUGUUAGGUCACAUGAGUUGUAUAAAGUCACGUGAUAAGUGACUUUGGCAUCUUUUAGUUUUUUGCACAUCGUAUGCAGUUACCCACCCACCCUCCCAGAUUGGUGGAUACUAGAGUUUUUUGGUUUUUUUUAGUUGUAUAUAGUUUUUGGUUUAGAUUAUGAACUGAACUGUUAUCCGGGAUUUGUUAAUCAUGUUUUUUAUAAACAGAUAGGUAAAUAAUAAAGGCACUGCCCUGCUUGCGGUGGCAGAACAAAUGGCAACCCAGUGUGAGAAGCCGCAUUAUCCGUAAAAAAGGUGAUGCGCUGGUUUCGCAUCUUAUCUCCCCAUACGAGUACGCUGAGUACAAUUGGGUAAAAUUCCAAAAUCGCGAUGUUUAAUUGCCUCCAAUUGGGGGGCCACACACCGAAAAACCACUAAUCGCCGAAUACAGCACCAUAGCCCAAACUACCGGCAGCAUCGGUAUAUAGGUUUAAACUGAAAGAAUCAUUCCAAACAUCACUGAGAAAAAACGAUCGGCCAUUAAAUUCGUCCAAAAAGGACUGCCAGAUGACCAGAUCGGCCUUAACCGAUUUAGUUAGACGAAUAAAGUGGUGCGGGAACUUUGAUGCCUUUAGUCAAAUCAAUAAGACGGCGCAAGAAAGCCCGACCAGGGACAACUACCGAACAAGCAAAAUUAAGUAAACCAGUUAACGAUUGUAUUUCGCGCAAAGUAACUUUUUUGCGACGCAGAAAGCCAGAUAUUAGAGACUUGCAUUUAUCGGUCUUGUCGUCUGGUAAACAGGCUUCCAUGCGCAAAGUAUCUAAUUCAAUGCCAGCAAAGGCGAGAAUAGUUUGUGGGCCAACAGUUUUGUCCGGUGCGAUUGGUAUGCCUAAAUAUUUACAGAGAGAUAAGAAGCGGACAAGGUCAAUGCGACAUUGGUGAUAAGUAGGUGACGCCAUUAGAUAAUCAUCAAGAAUGUGGAUUAGAUGUGGGAUUUGCAAGUGUUUCUUAGCAACCCAUUCGAUAGCAGUGCUAAACAUCUCGAAAGUGCAACAAGAUGACGCACAGCCAAAGGGCAUAACGCGAUCAUAAUAAUACUUCCCUUGCCAAAACAUUCCUACGAGAUCAUAAUCGGAUGGCCUUAACGGGAUAAUACGAAAUGCACUCUUGAUAUCCGUUUUUGCUAGGAAACAGCCGCGGCCUAAUUGUUUGAUCAUUUUGAUGGCAUCAUCAACACGAGCAUAAUGUACAGUCGAAUGCUUGUGAGCAAUGCCGUCAUUAACAGAUUCACCACUUGGAAAAGACAAAUGGUGGAUUAAGCGAUAUUCUGCAGGGGCUUUUUUAGGUACCAGCCCCAAGGGGGAAACGCGAAAAUUAGGAAAGGGUGGACUGUUGAAAGGCCCAGCCAGGCGAUCGACCGCCAAUUCUUUCGAGAGUCUAGCACUAACUAUCUCAGGGUUCCGUUGCGCGGAAACGAGAUUAGGACCAAAAAUUGAUAUACAAGAUCCUUCAAAAUGAAGGGGAAAACCAAACUUAAAACCAUUAUAUAAAUUUAAUGCCAAUCGCACAUCGUAUCCACAUAAUAACGGGUAGAGAUUGUCAAUUAGAACCGGUGUUGGCAGUACGGGACUUGGCGGCACUUGGGGCUGAGCCAGAGGAGGGCUUUUGGCCACGAAAAUUACAACGAAUAGCCGGGUGAACAACACCACAUUUAAAGCAGUUGUGUUUGUAGUUACACCCUAAACAUUCAGCACCCCGGUGGAACUUGCGGCAAAACCCCCUAGGAACAAAGGGUCCAGCUGCCGACGAGGACGAAUUGUUUGAACUUGUGCGCAUAUUUGAUUGGGGUUUGCUCAAACGUGCAUGACCGAAAGUUUGUGCACGGAUCCAAAGUUCCCAGUGACUAUAACCCCAAGGUAGUUCAGCCGGAUUGCUUUGCCGCAAGAGACAAAAUUGCGUGUCAUACAAACGCCAAUCAGCCCCUCGUGUGGCCAAAUCCCGCACUACCUCCCCGUAUUUCAUUAGUAUUGGGGCCUCCAAGGGAAAUUUUGCAGUGUAGACUCCAACGAAAAUUUGAAAAGCCGAAGUCCAUGCCUCGAUAUUGGGAAUGGCCUUCGGCUUGUGUGACGGUUCUAAAGAUAAAGCAGGGAGCAAGGAACCGCCUUGAGAGCUCACAGACAAGUGAUACCGGGUAUCACCUGCCUCUGAGCUCAGUAAAACACCAAAAUCUAUAAAUUUGUGCGCCCAUAUUUUUGCUUUAACUUUAGCGCUAACAUUAGCAUCGAUGGGCACGCUAAUUGAGCAAAAUUUGGCGGAUCCCGACCCCGCUGACGGUGAGACGUUAAUAAAUUUGGUCUCACCUGUUAUGUGAUGCAAAGCAGAUGCUACCGGCCCAUGCAUAGUGGUAGCAUCUGCUAAAUUAUGAGUAUUAUCGGACCCUACAACUAGAGGUACUUCUAUCUGUUCUGGUUCCAUGGACGGAGGCGCCGGGAGAGUUGGUUGACUUGCCACAAACGACGCGAUGACGGCCUGUGACACAGCCGAGACAAUUCUCUGCAUCGCUUCCUCUGAGAGAUCAGGCGGUGUGAUGUUCGGCGACACUGAUGGUGUAGCAGCCAUGGCAGGCAAUGUUUCGACCCUGGCUGCACUGGUUGCAGUUGUAGAUGCUGCUGUUGUCCGCCACCGCCGCCGUGAAGAAGCACUAGGUGCUGCUGCUACUUGAGCUUGGCGCUGGACACGUGUACUUGGGCGAGUUGCGGGCAUUCUAAAAGGAAAAUGUCAGAACGCAGACAGGCAGAAUUGGGUUUGGCCAGAGUUUGCUGGUUGCGUCUCAUGGUGAAGCGAUUCGUGAUAUAGUUGUAUAUUUGUAUAGCUAUAAAUGUAUACGCAGUAACACGAAAACAUGAACAACAACGCAGCAGAAUAAUCAUGGCAUACAGCGAAGGUAGCCACAAAAGAUCAUCCUUAAGAAUUGCUGCAAUAUCUACCACAUUAAACAUUGACAAACAAACAAACAAUGCAGUGGAAUAAUCAUGGCAUACAGCGAAGGUAGCCGCAAAAGAUCAUCCUUAAGAAUUGCUGCAAUAUCUACCACAUUAAACAUUGACAAACAAACAACGCAGCGGAAUAAUCAUGGCAUACAGCGAAGGUAGCCGCAAUAGAUCAUCCGUUUAAAGCGCUGCAAAAUAAUAUAAAAACGGGCAAUCUGAAAACAACAUGCUGCACCAUCCCACAAUAUAUUGAUUUCAACUGUGGGCAUCUGAAAACAAUAAAUUGCACUAUCCCACUUAGACAUGCAUUUUUCCAAACACAGGAUCAGCCCGUCAUAUAUACCUAACAUUAAAUAUCAGCACGGCACAAAGCAAGUACGAGGACACCUACAUACAUGUACGUUAGCUGAACAAAAGACGAAACAGACUACUAUAGGGAAACACAUUCUAUAUACGUAUAUAUAACCAGCUCGAUAAUCAUGAAUAUGCCCUGUGCAGGAAAAACCCAAUGUUGAAAUCUCAACGUGGGCAUCUGAAAACAGUCAUGUCGCUCUAGCCCAUAAUAAUAUAACAAUUAUAAGCAUAAUAUAUAUCAACACCAAGUACUGAGAGGAUAUAUACUGCAUAAUCAAAGAGUGUGACAAAAGAUGCCCUCCACAAAUUAGGGCGUUGUCAAUACAAAAAGCAAAAUUGAUCAGAAACAACAGUACAAAACGGGGUUCACGGGUUACAAAAGUUUGAGAGCUUUCAAGAUAGCCCCACGAUAACUCCGAUACAAACAGUACAGUCCUUGGGCAUCACAAUGCACGCCAUCGGAGGAUAGCAAUGCACGAUCGGUUUGAUAAAAUUCCCGAUGAUCCCAAGUAAAAAUCCCAUUUUCCUCGGCAAGGACCACAAACAAAUAUUGCCGCAAAAUAGCGGCCUUGGCAUUAAAACCAAGGUCUGGUCCUUGAGCAAAAGGAAUAUUGCGGUUUAUAACCUGGCACACCCCAACAACCCGAACGUUGUAUGUGUGCCGUAAAGCAUGCACAAGGUCGUCGAGUUUAGACCCCACCACCUCGGGGGCGUGGGUUGACAAAUCGUUAGUCCCAAGCUCCAGGAUUACAAUAUCGGGCUUAUACUUAUGCACCGAUUGCAAAUCGUAUUUAACGACCUUUUCGACGGUUCGGCCACCCGUCCCUAACAAAUUAAUAUAGCCCGAUUCUGGGAGAUGAAAAUUAGAAGCCGCACGUGUAUCAAAGUGCGCAUCUAAAUCAUCUCGCAAACGAUGGACAAAAGAAUGACCGAGAAUUAAAAUACUUGGGACACAACUUGACAUGAUAAAAAUAUCGGAGAAGGAAAAAUUAAUAGGAAUACCUUAUCGAUUAUUUAUAUCAAUUGACUUCAGCCAGAGAGUUGACCUUGCGCAACCAGAUUGAAGAGUAGAAUGAACUGAUGCACAUACUGCUGUAGAUUAUAUCACCACUCCUAUCCGCUUCCUGCGCAUUACAUUCAUGUGACUACAAAUUAUCGGGGCUAAUACCCAUGUGUCCCAUUACAAUAGCUCCCUAUCUCUAAAACUAGAUGCAGGAAGCAAUAAAAUCUUUAUUGGUAUGCCAAUAAUUCCUUUUUGUAGAGGUGUACUAUGUAUCAUGUUUCAGAACAUAUACACUUUGAUACAAGAUUUUCGAGGACGUUUAGUAAGGUUUGGUGGCAAAAUGUUUGCAGAAACACUAUUACAUUUCCUGCAGUAUGACCAUGCAGAGAAGUUUGUCCAAAAAAGAAAAUCAGGGGAAACUUUUUCUAUUGAAUUUGUUCCAAACACAUCACCUGGUAGUGGCAAGAAUGUACGUCCAGACAAGAAACAUUCUUUUUCUUGCUCUUCUUUCUGAAAGUAUGUAUGUCAUUGUGAUAUUUUUUUAUAUAAAAAAAAUUUGUUCAAAAUAUUUUGGCUUCGUCUGUUGAAACAUUCAAUUAUUUGGGUGUUGAUUUUAUCUCCAUACUUUCACAUUACAACUUUGAAUAUUAAUUUGUUUAAAAACGUUUGAAAAUAAAACCUUAUGGAGAUGGAGGAUUUUGGUAAAUAUUUCUGUUUGUAAACAAGCUGGAAAUUUGCUCCUAAAAUCCUUUAGGCAUACACUUUCUCUAAUUUUUACAUCUCCAAGUUAAUAUGUGUCGGCCUCCCCCACCUUGGGGACCCCAGGGCGUGUUGGGGCAAUUUGACGACUUUGACUUGUAGGGACUUUGAAUGCAGAGGCAUAGCUAGAAGGCCCCCCUCCCGGCAAAAAACUGGUCCCCCUCUGGGAAAAUUACAAUGUAUAAUGUACAAAAUUGGCACAUUUAUUUUCUCCAUAAUGGUGGGAGAUGUGUAAAAGAGGGACAGUGGUUUUGUACUGUACUGUACUGUAAAGUACAACAGGGUACAAAGUGUGAGAUUGCUCGUAUAUAUAUCUAUGUCAUUAAAGUAAUUUGUCGUCUGAUGUUGCAUUAUUCACUGGAGAACAAGGUGUGAUCAAACAUUUCUCAGUUUUUGUCUAAAAUUUGGCCUUGUUUUUUUAAGGCCGAAUUUUAGGUCAGAAUCCAAUACUCCCAACAUAGGAGAUGACCUUCCCAGGGUUCAAAUUUCAAAAAAUUUCCAGGUGGGGCAUGCCUCCAAACCCCCUAGUUACACGAGACAUAGGAGUAUAAUACUGUCAGAUUUAAGCCUAGAUCUGCCCUUGAUUAUCAUAUGUCCCAUCAUAGCUGAAAAAAGUGCCCCCCCCCAGAUUCUUUGGGCCCCCCCUUGAUAAAAAAUCCUGGCUAUGCCCCUGUUUGAAUGUAAUUUUUACCCAAUAUGCGGGGCCAUUGCCCUAUACGGUGGAAAUGAAGGGCAAUUGCAAGCAAUUGUUUUCUAUUUCAUGUAAAAUAUUAACACAAGUAUUUAAUAAUAUCGAAAUGCUGUACAGGGUGUCUAAAAAAACGCUAUGGAAAUUCAACAAGCUGUCAUGCAUCAUAAACCUGGCUAAACAAUUCAAUUUUUACAUAGGACGAAAGAACAGUUGUUUAGCUUUUCAAUGAUAAAUUGUAACGAUAAGAAAUGGCCACAUACUCGUCAAAUAAAAAUUGCCAGUCAAAACCACAUUCUUCCACUGUUGGGAAUUGCUUCGAAAACGAAACAUAGACAAUUCCCAAAAGGGAAUCAAAAUUGAAUGUUAAAUUAUCUAAAAUAAGCUCAACUUGUCAAUCUUUGUUUUAGUGAGACCAUAAGAAUGUCCAUUUUUGCAUUAAACAUAGUUCAAUUAACCUCUGAACAGAGGACAUUCGUAAUCAAAACGUUUUACGAAACAAGUACCUUGCAGCAGAUUCGCCAUGCUUUUGGAUUGAUUAACUUUGCAUAAUUAAUGUAUUUUCAAUUCCCAACGGUGGAAGAAUGUGAUUUCUCAUCGUAACGGUUUAAGAAAUAUAUCAUAGAAAAGCUACAUGAUAGCUCUUUUGCCUUAUGUAAAAAUUGAAUUGUUUAGUUAAGUUUGUGAUGCACAACAGCCUGUUGAACUUCCACAGCGUUUUUUAGACACCCUGUAUAUAUUUUUAUAUAAUUUUAUAAGUAUUGAAAUUAUUUUGCUCGAUAUGUUUGAGCACACGAGUGCGGUAACAUUUCCCGACUUUAAUACGAUGGACAAAAUCCGGUUUUGGCCACCUGGUUCUGCUUCGAACGUACUUCUUAAUACACUUCGAUUUUUGUUAUGGAAAAUAUUAAAGAAAAGAUAUUCUUUGAUUAAACAGUCAAUAUCUCAAGCACCACUGUUCAUGAAUAUUAAUAUUUUCCUGUGUUUGUGAUUACUGGUGGGCCUCUAUGGAAUUAUACUUUUUUUGUGUACUGCACAUUUGACAAAAUGUGCACCAAAAAUUAGCAGGAUUAAAGUUAUGCUGUGUGGCAUGCACAUCAUCUUGGAACUGUUCCUCAACAAAGUUGCUGGAUGAAUAAGGAGAGUUGAACUGUCAGAACCUGUUCCAUUUAAGGUUGAAGAAAUGGAUGAUAUUGGAAAGGGAAAAAUAAGGUAUAUUGGUGGAUGGGUGGUUUGGAAGGUCCUUGAAACUACUUGUAGGUAUUUAAAGGACAAUAAGUUUUCUACUGUCACUUUGCAAAAUGGAAAUGUUGGAAAAUGAUAGAAUUGUUCCAUUCGACUCGCUUGAGAAUGAGAUGGAAACUAGUGGAACAUUGAAUGUUAUGGAGUCAAGACAAUUCUGUUGCCGAGGAUUGCUCCAUAUCAGUGAUGCAGCCCAUGUGUUCUUUCUGCUAUUGGAACAGCAAAGAGUUGAUCAAAUCAACCAGUACCAUCUGCUCCAUGAACAAGGGCAAAUGGUGGAAGCCGCACUGAUUAAGAUCAGCGAUGAUGAAGUUUGAAGGAUAAAUUCAGCCUGUUUUUCAACAUGGAGAAUGCUGGAGACACAAGGUGGGUAUCGACAACAAUUUUAAUAGCUAAUAUUGUCAAGCAUUUUCCAAAGAGAGAUACUGUAAAACACCGAACUCCUACAAAGGAGUUAGAAAGAUAAUAGCAGGCCUCUGAAUUCAGGUCGGCAAUCGGCAAAUGCCGAGCCAAUUACCCAACUAUCGUCAUGUUAGGACGGAAAAAAAUCGACGACCUGCAAUUAUACUUUUCCGAUGCAAACUUAGAGUAAAAUAAUCCGAAGGGAUAAUCACAAUAUCAAUAAUCCGAAGGGAUUUUCAUAGCAAAACGUACUACGUUUAUGUAUGACCAUUGAAUUUUUCAUGUCACCAAUCAAUGCCAUAAGCAAUCUAAUUAGAACAAAAUCUUUACUUAUUUUAGUUUGAAAUCAAAGCCUUUUCAAUUAACUGCAACUUGCAAAUAUACUUAAUAAAUUACAAUACGGUAAUUACUGGUUUCUAAUCAAAGUAAGUGUCGGCAUUAUUACUACUGGCACAUUUUAUUAAAACUUAAAUUUGCCGACCUGAUUUCCCGCUAAUUCAGAGGCAUGUAUAGAUUUACAUGUAAAAUAGUAAUUAAUACUAUCAAGAUUAUUUAUAAAUAUCCUGGGGGGAGUUGUUCGAAAGCUGUUAGCUUAAUCCAGAGUUAAUGAAAACUUAAUAGUUUAUAACUUUGAAAAGUUUCCAUAAAUCUUGUCAGGAUCAAUAGUUGUGUUAUUAUGUAUGCAUAGAAACGCACAUACCCAAACAGCAAGUUAAAUUUUAACCCAGGGUUAUCGCUAAUCAUACUUUGAACAACCGGCCCCUGUAGUUUAUGUGCAUUUGACCAAAGUAUGCAAGAAAACUACUCAUGUACAGCAUCGUUUUCAUCAUACUAUUAUCCGUCUGCCCGUUUUUAUUUUGUUGAAUUGGGUCACAUUGUGUGAAAUACUGUGUUUUUUAUAGAAAUUGGUUCAAGAAAUGGUUAAAGAAAUCAUUACCAAAUAUGUUAGGAUGGGAUUUGGACAGUUCAUUAAAGAUUUUUGCCGCAAACUCAAGAUUAAAAGGGCAGCUGCACAUAGACAUGCUAUCAUGCAAAGGAAGGAAAAGGCAAACAAAAAAAAACAAAAGGUCUAUUUAGCCUACAUAGAGCAAGAUGCAUCUGCCAAAAAAAACAUCUCGUGCAAGGUUACUUGCAUUUCUUUCCCAAUUCCAGAAGAAAGGUUUUGUAAGCGUUUAUAACAAGCAAGAGUUAACAGGGUUAUGUAUGGCUUACAACAUACCGGUAUGUCAAAGCUGGGUUAAGGCAAAGUUGGGUUAAGGCAAAGAUGGCUAAUGAGCUUGCCAAGUCAAUUUUGUCAAACAAUAGUAUUCCCGCACAUCAAAUAAUGAACUACCACGUAGUACAAGAAUCAGAUUUGUGUGAUAAGAUUGCGACUGGUUUAAUGACCAUAUGAAUAUGGUUAAAAUUAAGUUAUACUGUAACAGGUGUCCCAAAAAAACUUGUGCUGUUUGAUUUCAUGUAACAUAAAAACUAUAAAAGCUACUACACUCAAAUAAAUUUUAUUGUAUUCAGGAAAGGCUAACUUAGAUUUUGAUAUCCAGCCCUAAAAAUUCCAUUUAAUAUUACGCGAGAUACAUAUGUUAGAAUAUAGCGCACGCUUUAAAAAUGAGUAAAAAAUCGAGAAACAUGGCUGAUCAAAUUUAUAUGAAAACAAUUGCCUUUUUCCACAAAAAUUAACAAUUUCAAUUUUAGCAUUUCGAGUAAUAUCCUAGUAUAAGUUAGCCUUUCGUGUUUCUUCGGAAGCGAAAUAA
Paramuricea clavata is the source of this 11712-nucleotide messenger RNA. The record is from the annotation of a GenBank genome assembly. Lineage: Eukaryota; Metazoa; Cnidaria; Anthozoa; Malacalcyonacea; Plexauridae.